Molecule: messenger RNA, 5964 nt
Organism: Mytilus californianus (California mussel)
Lineage: Eukaryota; Metazoa; Mollusca; Bivalvia; Mytilida; Mytilidae
Product: SCO-spondin-like
Exons: 33
Coding region: 1-5751 (1916 amino acids)
Cellular component (GO): membrane
Source: RefSeq, a predicted model, not a curated record
AUGGCCGGUGGUAGAUUAACUAUAUGUAUUUUAUUUUUUAUGUCAACUUAUUGUAAUGGUCAAAUUUACAAGUUUUCGAGAAACGAGACCUUUUCACAUCCGAGGAAGAAACUAAACGGCCAUAUCAUAUCGGAAUUUACAACAAAACAUUUAGUUACUCAGUGUGCUAUGGAAUGCUUUCAAAACAAAAGGUGUGCGUCUUUUAAUUUUGACCAAAAAGACCAUGUUUGUCAGCUGAACGAUGCUACGCAUAUUGACUACCCCGGUGAUUUUGAAAAUAACAACUCUGAAUUUGACUAUCAUCUUCGAGGAGCAUUUUCUAUAGACCCAGAAGCAGUAGGACCAUGUGGAAGUUACCCCUGUAAAAAUAAUGGACAAUGUUUAGAUAAUUAUAGAGAUGAUGACGGAAACAGAAUUUAUCUAUGUUUAUGUAGCAAUGGAUGGGGAGGACAGAAUUGUGAUAUACAAAAACACAGAUUGGCCUGGUCUGAUUGGUCAGGAUGGGGAGGAUGUUCAGCUUCCUGUGGAAAUGGAUAUCAGAUAAGAAAUCGUGCAUGUAAAGAUACAGUGACUAAUGAAGAUAGACCAGACACGGAUUGUUAUGGGUCAGAUAUUGAGUACCAAACCUGUCCAUACAAAAAGUGUCCUAGUUGGGAUGAAUGGGGAGGCUGGGAUGAAUGUUCAACAAAGAAUACAUGUGGUCCUGGUACAAUGGUGAGAACCAGGAACUGUAGUAAUGGUGGUGUAGUGGGUGUAGAUAGAUACUGUCUUGGUCCAUCAUCAGAAUCAGCUGUCUGUGACAGUCUUAAAUGUAAAGGAAUGGUGAGACUUCGUAAUGGUACACUAUUUGGAGAAGGUAGAAUAGAGAUGCACAAUGAUAUAACUAGAGAGUGGUUACAGGUGUGUGGUGAUAACUGGGACUUACCUUCAGCUCAAAUUGUUUGUAAACAGAGAGGAUUUAUUGGAGCUUUUAAUGCUAUUUCAGAUAGUUCUUACCCAAGUAAUGCAAGUCAGCCAGGUAUUAUUGUGAAAUGUAAUGGUACAGAAAAAACACUACAAGGCUGUGAGAGACAUGAGAUUGACUCAUGUGAGACAGUUGCUGGGGCGCAGUGCAGAGUGAAAGGAGUUUGGAGUUUAUGGGCUCUAUGGGGCGAAUGUUCAGUAACUUGUGAAGAUGGGAUAAGGACUAGAAGGAGAGAAUGUAAUCACCCCCCACCAAAUCAUGGAGGACAACCCUGUCCUGGCAAUGAAGUAGAUUAUAAGAACUGUACAAUGAUUAUGUGUCCAGUGGAUGGAUUUUGGGCUGCCUGGUCCCCCUGGUCAGACUGUUCAGUCACCUGUGAGAAUGGUACCCAGUACAGAACAAGGGAGUGUAAUGCACCAAAACAUGAUGGUGCUGAUUGUCCUGGAGAUGACAGAGAAGUUAGAGGAUGCUUUCCAAAAAUGUGUCCAGUGGAUGGUUACUGGACAGCAUGGAAAAGUUGGUCUGAAUGUUCUGCCACCUGUGGAUAUGGAAAUCGUAAUCGUUCCAGAACUUGUAUUGAACCACUUUAUGAUGGUGCCCCAUGUCCUGGGCCAGACUCGGAAAUUGAAGCUUGUAACUCUUUCUCCUGUCCAAUUGAUGGAUCAUGGAAACUUUGGGAGGCCUGGAGUGAUUGUAGUACAACCUGUGGUGGUGGAGGUCGUAACAGAACAAGAGAAUGCAAUGAAGCCAUGCAUGGAGGUGGUGAUUGUAUUGGUGUUUCCAUGGAAACAGAGAGUUGUAACACACAUCACUGCCCAGUUGACGGUGUGUGGUUAGAAUGGGCAGAUUGGACGGAUUGUUCUAUUUCUUGUGCUGUGGGUUGGCAGUCAAGGAACAGAACUUGUCUUGGACCUUUCUAUGGUGGUGACAACUGUACAGGAGAUAUAUCUGAAGUACAAGACUGUAUGUUGGUAGAGUGUCCUGUUGAUGGUGUGUGGCAGCCCUGGUCUCUGUGGGAUAGCUGUAAUGUUACCUGUGGGGGAGGAGGACAGAGUAGAUAUAGGACUUGUAUACAACCUCAGUUUGGAGGUGCACCCUGCAAUGGAUCAGAGAUUGAUUAUAAAGAUUGUAAUACACACAACUGCCCUGUGAAUGGUACUUGGCAUGCAUGGAGUAACUGGACUGAUUGUACAACAACAUGUGGUGGAGGACUCCAGACAAGAAAUCGGACCUGUGAAGAACCAAAAUAUGGGGGAUUUUAUUGUGAAGGCCCAGAUGAGGAGACAAGAAAUUGUAGUACUCAUAACUGCCCAGUUGAUGGUUAUUGGGAAGAUUGGACUGAUUGGGCAAUUUGUCCUGUCACCUGUGGAGCAGGAAGUCAGAACAGGUCUAGGACAUGUGUCGAACCAUUGUAUGGAGGUCAUUACUGUGAUGGGAAUAGCUCUGAAAUCCAAGAUUGUAAUGUACAAGACUGUCCAGUUGAUGGUCAGUGGGAUCUGUGGUCUGACUGGUCAGAUUGUACAUUAACCUGUGGAUCUGGUACACAGAUGAGGAAUCGCACCUGUGUAAAUCCUAAAUUUGGAGGAUCUUCUUGUGUAGGGGAUAGCACAGAAGAACAGUCUUGUAACACACACCACUGCCCAGUGGAUGGAUAUUGGCUAGAAUGGACAGAGUGGGAUGAAUGUUCUGCCUCUUGCGGUGAUGGUGAACAGUCGAGGAACAGAACCUGCAUGGAGCCCCUGCAUGGUGGUAAACCAUGUGACGGAAACAAAAACGAAACAAAACACUGUAACAUUGCAAGCUGUGCAAUUGACGGUAUUUGGAUGCCAUGGACGGAAUGGUCAGAUUGUGACUUGACAUGUGGAGGUGGGACAAGAUUCCGUAACAGAACCUGUAAUGGACCUUUUUUGGGUGGAGAGGAAUGUAAUGGAACAGCAUUAGAGACAGAAUUUUGUUCAGUAGAACCUUGUCCAGUUGAUGGGAUGUUUACUCUGUGGAUGCCAUGGACUAAUUGUGAUGUCACAUGUGGAGGAGGGUCAAGGUCACGUAAAAGAUUUUGCAAUGGACCAUAUUAUGGAGGAAAGGAUUGUAAUGGCAGUUUAUUUGAAGUAGAAGACUGUUCAACAGGUCCAUGUCCAGUUGAUGGAAUAUUUACGGAAUGGACUAUUUGGCAAAGUUGUCCUGUGACUUGUGGUGGAGCAGAACACCAGAGAGAGAGAAUGUGUGUUGGACCAUUCUUUGGAGGAGCAGAUUGUGAUGGUGAUGAUAUAGAUAACAGAAGAUGUAAUGAAAAUCCAUGUCCAGUUGAUGGUCAGUGGAGUCUGUGGUCACAAUGGGCUGACUGCACAGUCAGUUGUGGUGGUGGUUCAGCAAGACGAUAUCGUUUCUGUACACCUAGUACUCAUGGCGGAGAAGAUUGUGAAGGACUUGGUGAAGAAUUUAUGGAAUGUAACAACCAGAGUUGUCCAGUUGAUGGAGUGUUUGGAGAAUGGACAGAAUGGUCUGACUGCACCAAAAGGUGUGGUGGAGGGGAUAUGUAUAGAAACAGAACCUGCAUUGGUCCAUGGUUUGAUGGUCAGCCAUGUGAAGGACAAUGGAAUCAAACUGCUGGUUGUAAUGAACAUGAUUGUCCAGUUGAUGGUUACUGGGACAAAUGGAAGGCAUGGGGUGUGUGUAAUGUGACCUGUGGCGGCGGCAUUCAAAUAAGAUUACGUGAAUGUAUAAUGCCACUCCAUGGAGGCCAGGGAUGUGAUGGCUCUAAUACUAACAGUCAAGAAUGCAACACAAACCAUUGUCCAAUUGAUGGAGAGUGGAAAGAAUGGGGGAAAUGGAAUCACUGCAGUACAACAUGUGGAGGUGGUAUACAGUCACGCAGUAGGGAAUGUAUUGAACCACAGUAUGGUGGUGCUCCUUGUCAGGGGAACAAUACAGAUUAUAUGUCUUGUAAUGACUUUGAGUGUCCAAUUGACGGUGUAUGGAAUGAAUGGGAGCCAUGGAGUGUAUGCACCUUAACUUGUGGAACUGGGACACAGUUUAGGAAUAGAACUUGUGAUGGUCCUUACUUUGAUGGUGCUCCAUGUAAUGGGAGUGAUUUAGAAACACAAGACUGCAAUACACACCACUGCCCUUUGAAUGGAAUCUUCAGUGAAUGGAGUGACUGGUUCCUGUGUAGUGUAACUUGUGGUGGGGGAGAGCAGUGGAGGAACAGAACCUGUAAUGGUCCAUACUAUGAAGGUGCUCCCUGUGAAGGGAGGUAUAAUGACUCACAAUCAUGUAAUGGGCAUGAAUGUCCAAUUGAUGGUGUGUGGACCAAUUGGACUAAUUGGGACACAUGUAACGUAACAUGUGGUGGUGGUAUGCAUUGGAGAUACAGAUCAUGUAAUGGACCUUUCUUUGGAGGGGCUAACUGUUCUGGACCUGCAGAAGAUAGUCAAACAUGUAAUGAUCAUCCUUGUCCAAUUGAUGGCUAUUGGGAUGAUUGGAAUAAUUGGGAAUCAUGUAAUGUCACAUGUGGAGGAGGAGUACAACAGAGGACAAGGACAUGUGUGGAGCCUCUUUAUGGUGGAGCAGACUGUACAGGCCCUGAUACAGACUAUCAAGAUUGUAACACACAGAACUGCCCUGUUGAUGGAUAUUAUGAAGAUUGGGGACAAUGGGAAAAUUGUACUGUUACUUGUGGAGGAGGGACAAAAACUAGAAGAAGAACCUGUAUAGAGCCAAUGUAUGGAGGUGCUAACUGCACAGGCCCCAGUGAAGAAGAUACUGACUGCAACACAAAUUACUGUCCAGUUGAUGGUAUAUGGAAGGUGUGGUCUGAUUGGUCUGACUGUACCACUACAUGUGGGGGUGGAACCAGUACUAGAAAUCGAACAUGUACUGGACCUUAUUAUGGUGGUGCAGAUUGUGAGGGUGUAAGGAUAGAAGACAAAGUUUGUAACACUAAUCCUUGUCCAAUUAAUGGAGAUUGGUUUGAAUGGGGACAAUGGAGCCUCUGUACAGUAACAUGUGAUGGAGGGCUGAGGUCAAGGUCACGUGAAUGUGACAUGGAAUCCUAUGGCAACUUGACUGCAGCAUGUGCAGGAGAUGCCACAGUAACAGAAGCGUGUCAUACGUUUUCAUGCACCCCAUACGAACCACACUGUGAUGGUUGGGGUAAACAAGGACUGGUGGACAGUACAUUUGCCUGGGUAGCACCUGUAACCAAGUUUGGAUUUCAACUUGAUGCCGUUGAAGUUUACUGUGACAUGGAAUCGCAUAAUGGGACUGGAGUCACUGUCAUUGGCCAUAACAAAGAGAUGAAGACUAGAGUGAGUGGAUUUGAAGGAUCAGGUGACUACGCCCUCAUUCUAACUUAUAACAUUAGUAUAGGACAUGCUGCAUCCAUCAUUGAUGCAUCAGAAAAUUGCAGUCAGUUCCUUCAGUGGCAGUGUAAAGGUGCAGUCAUACAUAACCCAAACCAAGAAGGCCAUUGGACGACAUUCUGGACUAAUCGAACAACCGCUUACAUUCCUGAUGGCCAGCAAAAGCCAGCAGCUGAUUACUUCCCUGGGGCAGUACCAGGUAGUGGGAUGUGUGCCUGUGGAUCUAACAAUAACUGUAAUAGUUCUGAUGUCACAUGUAACUGUGAUAUUAAUGAUGCAGAUUGGCGUUCAGAUGAAGGUUAUGUAACAAACAAGGCAGAAUUACCUAUUGUAGCAUUUUAUGCUGGUGAUACAGGUAAUGAGGGAGUUGAAGAAGGAGUAGUUACCAUUGGCAGAGUAUACUGUACAGGAGAUUCCAAUCUUUAAUAGCGCAUACAGAUAUCACUAUGUAUUAAACCUAGAUAUACACCUAUAUAGCGCUGUAGUGUAUUUUCUUGUAGCAAGUUUAUCAAACUUUUACUUUUUUAAUUUAUGUUCAAAAUGUCUUGACAUUCAGUUUUAAAUUGAAAUUUGUCAAAUAUCAAUGUUUAAGAUUUUCUUUUAAAAAAAAUUAAACGAUACACAGUUUUGUAAAGCAGG